Messenger RNA from Carassius auratus (goldfish), 3433 nucleotides. RefSeq names its product polypyrimidine tract-binding protein 2-like. Gene Ontology annotation, biological process: mRNA processing. Gene Ontology annotation, cellular component: nucleus. Gene Ontology annotation, molecular function: RNA binding. The transcript is spliced from 14 exons. Bases 143 to 1711 code for a protein of 522 amino acids. The record is from RefSeq and is a predicted model, not a curated record. NCBI's taxonomy places the organism in Eukaryota, Metazoa, Chordata, Actinopteri, Cypriniformes, Cyprinidae.
CUCAGUUUCCGGCUCCAUUUUGUCAGUGGUGUGCGUGUGUGUGUAUUUGUGUGUCUGCUAAAGCCAGUGAAGAGGAAUAACACACACACACACUAACUCUUCAGCGGGUUUAUUUUUUAUUUUUUUACACAGAUCACCAGAAAUGGACGGCAUUGGUGAUGUCGCAGUUGGUGUAAAGAGAGGAUCAGAUGAGCUGCUGUCCGGCAGCAUAUAUAACAGCCCCAGUUCUGGGCUGAGCAGUGUCAGCGAUACGACAUCCAAUGGCAGUGACAGCAAAAAACUUCGAGUUGAAGACAGAGUCGGCGAUGCCCCACCAUCCCGUGUUCUUCAUAUUAGAAAGUUACCCAACGAUGUCUCGGAAACAGAGAUCAUUGCCCUGGGGCUUCCGUUUGGAAAGGUCACCAAUAUCCUCACACUGAAAGGCAAAAACCAGGCAUUUCUGGAGCUCAGCACAGAGGAAGCUGCCAUGACAAUGGUCAAUUAUUACUCCGCUGUGACGCCACACGUCCGUAGUGUGCCGGUCUACAUACAGUACUCCAAUCACAAAGAACUCAAGACCGACAAUUCAAACCAGUCAGGUGGGACUCUCGCAUCAGGGGCCAACUCUAGCAAUGGUGGUGGUAUGGCCUCCAGUCCAGUGCUGAGGAUAAUCAUUGAUAACAUGUUUUACCCUGUCACUCUGGAUGUGCUGCAGCAGAUCUUCUCAAAGUUUGGCACCGUCAUGAAAAUCAUCACAUUCACCAAGAACAAUCAGUUUCAGGCCCUGUUGCAGUACAACGAUCCAGCCGGUGCACAGCAAGCUAAAGUGGCUCUAGAUGGUCAGAACAUAUACAACGCCUGUUGUACACUUCGCAUAGACUACUCAAAACUUGUCAACCUGAAUGUAAAAUACAAUAAUGAUAAGAGCAGGGACUACACUAGGCCAGAGCUUCCUGCUGGAGAUGGGCAGCCGCCUGCUCUGGACCCCUCUGUGGUUGCUGCCCUGGGUAAAGAUUCUGGUUCCCUGCUCGGUAAGAUCCCAGGUGCUCUGAGCCCGUUGAGCGCGGCUGCUGCCGCCGCUGCUGCGGCUGGAAGAGUUGCUCUGUCUGGGCACUCGGGAACCAGUGGAGUGCUGCUCGUUAGCAAUCUAAAUGAAGAGAUGGUUACGCCCCACAGUCUGUUUACCCUCUUCGGGGUUUAUGGGGACGUGCAGCGUGUGAAGAUUCUUUUUAAUAAGAAAGACAGCGCACUGAUACAGAUGGCCGAUAUGAACCAGGCUCAGCUUGCGAUGAGCCAUCUAAACGGACAGAAGAUGUUUUCAAAGAUCAUACGUGUUACGAUGUCGAAGCACCACACCGUCCAGUUACCGAGAGACGGUUUAGACGACCAGGGUCUCACGAAAGACUUCACAAACUCACCACUACAUCGUUUCAAAAAACCAGGGUCCAAGAACUUCCAGAACAUUUUCCCUCCUUCUGCCACACUCCAUCUGUCAAACAUCCCGCAAGACAUAACUGAAGAAGACCUCAAAAUCCUGUUCUCCAAUUCCGGUGGCACUGUGAAAGCCUUCAAGUUUUUUCAAGAUCAUAAAAUGGCCCUAAUUCAGAUGACAACCAUCGAGGAAGCCAUCCAAUGCCUCAUCGACCUCCACAAUUACAACAUGGGUAAUAACCACCACCUGAAGGUCUCCUUUCUCCAAAUCAACCAUCUGAAGCAAUUUGAGAGGUCUUGAUCCCAAGAGCUUUUCUUGCGUUACCUGUUGACUGUUUAAAUACACUGGGGACCACAUUUUUGAGAAUUUAUUUUCCCAAGUUUCAUUCCACAAGAAGUUGUUGAAAGAUGGAAAUAUUGUGACUGUUUUCAAGGACAUUUUUUACCCCGUUUCCUCUUGUCAGCACUCUGACACAUAACCUCUUCAAUGGCGGAAAGGUGCUGUGGUGUAAAGUCUGGACCUCUUAUAAUAAACAGAAAAGAAUGUGCCUUACAAAACUUGCAGAAAUCUUUUCAUACUACAUAUUCUCAAACCCAGGCAGUCAUCUGAGGGUGAGAUUAAAUUUUGUUAAAACAAACAAACAAAAAAUUCAAUUUUGUGUCUAAGCCAUUCAGACGUUUUCCUUUUUAUUUUAAUUUUUUUGCAGUUUGUUCAGUUCUUAAUGUCUGUGACAUUUUGAUUUAAGAAUUGUAAAUACAACUGUGAUUCUUUAGUGAUUAACACUUAGAAGUAAGGCCCAUUCUUAACCCACCAAUCCCACAAAAAACCUUAUGUUUGAAAGGUAACGAGAAUGAAACCUUUUUAUUUGCACAUUUUACACCAUUUUUACCUAGCUUUUCUUUCAUCUAUGUGCAUUGUCUUUAUCCUAAGUGGGAAGUUACAACAUACUUUUCUCUGCAUGUACCAACUGGUGCAUCUUUAUUCCUAGUUGUUGCAUGGAUUGGAAAUCACUUCUUUGUGAUAAUAUUUUUAUUUUUUUUUGAAAGAUGACUACAGUAGAAGGGACCAAAGUUUAUGUGCCUAAAGUCUUAAUUUACUCAAGGAUUGAGCAUUUUAGUUCACAUUUUAGACGAAAAGAGACUUGUGGACCGGCUUAUGGGAAGAGCUGAAAAAAUAAAUAAUAUUGAUUGGCAAUCUACACUGGGAUUUAUUAGAGGGACACAAGGAUUGUGUACAUUUAGUUUUAUUUUAUUUUUUAAAAAAAACCUUUUUUUUAUUUUUAUAACCAUGCAGGAAUGUAUGAUUCGGCAUAGAUCUAGAUGUGACAAAAUUAAAAUAAUUUUUCUAACAAAAUCGGGAAGAUUUGACUCUGUUGUGUGUUUUGAUUUCUUUUACUCUUUCCUGUUUUCUGCUUUUAUCUGUAGCAUGCUCAAUAAACACACGUGUAGUUCUGUAUUUGCUUUCUCUCUCUCUUUUAACGGUUCUGACAUUUUGUUUUCUUUCAGAGUGGGAAAAAACGUAAAGUUUGAAGUGUCAAUAAUUUCGGCAAAACAGAUUUGUCCAAAAAAUGUAUUUAGAUUUGUUUGGCAUGAAAAGUGUAAAAAAAAGAAAAAAGAAAAAAAGAAUCCCACUCUGUAAAUCUUUUCGCUUCUGACCCAUCCAUCCUUCCUGGAUGUGAAAUUGCUUUUCCUUUUACUUGAUCCUUUUAGUUGAUACUUAAUUCUGUGUCACAUGUUCAUGUGCUUCAGCCCUUCCACUCCUAAAAACAUUGAUCCUUGCAGUGAAUUUCUCAAUUUCUCAAGUGAAUUUUCUUUUAAAUUAGUCUGAAUUUGCUUAAUUUUUCAUUGCACAUUUUGUUUUCGAAUAUGCUCUGAGACUAUUUUUUUUACUGUUAUAAUCAAGUACUACUUUUGUGAUAUUAAGUGUUUGACCAACCAUUGAAAAGAUCUUUUCUUUCUCUUCAAAGGAAGAUGUUUCUGUUGUCGUUAAAACCAUUAAAAAGUGCAUGAAAUCUGAGCCACA